Molecule: messenger RNA, 5976 nt
Organism: Lytechinus variegatus (green sea urchin)
Lineage: Eukaryota; Metazoa; Echinodermata; Echinoidea; Temnopleuroida; Toxopneustidae
Product: leukocyte receptor cluster member 8 homolog
Exons: 12
Coding region: 338-5269 (1643 amino acids)
Cellular component (GO): nucleus
Source: RefSeq, a predicted model, not a curated record
UCCCCAUGUGCAGUGUAAAGGCAUGUUAUUACAUGUACAUUGGCACUUGAUGGUACAGAUUGCCAACCAACCAAUGUCUUUUGUCAUUUAUUUGGCUUGAACAUUCAGUGGCAUACAGCAAUAUUCUGCAAAGAAGAUAAACUCAGCAGGAAAAGAAGAAGGAAAUAUUACAAAAUUAUAAGCAUUUUGACACCACAUCAGUGCUCCGUGUAAAUUGUUCACGAAAAAUGAAUUUUGUAAUUUAGAAAUCAUUAAUGGUGCCGUUGAAUACUGUGAGUGAGCUGAUGAUAUUAAUGGCAACUUUUGCCAAGUUAUAGUCCAUAUUUACUAUUUACUGAUGUGUACUCUGAGCUUUGGUAUGGAACAUACAGAGGUUCAUGAGCACCUUUUGCAUUCAAUAGAACUGAACAUACGCCAUUGUGGAUCUCUUUUGGAAACCUUUAAGAGCCAGUCAUUGCAGAAUGCGUUCUUAUUUGGUGGAUGGCUCCAUAUUGCCAGGAAGCUCUUGGAUCUAGAUGUUAGUCUGGACAGCGAUGAUAUCAGAGACAGAUUCUCUGCUUGGAUCGUACAGAACUCUCGGAUUGAUGUUGAACAAGCUUGGAAUCAUUUAUUUCUCUAUGAACGAUAUCAGGAUUCAAACCUGCUUAGAGGCAUCAGAGAAAUACCUGAGGAUGUUGCUGACCCAUCAAGCUCUGUAAAUCAUCUCUUGACUGUAGUUUCACUGGAAGACUGCGUUGCGAAUCUACGAGAUUGUGAAACUUCCUUUGAGGUGAUCAGCAACCACUUGCAGAAAGCAAUUCUUUUGUUAGGAAGAUGGCUGCUUCUUGUGCAAACAGUAUGGAUGCCUUUAUCUUACAGUGAAGCAGAUACAAGAGAUUUCUUUACUUGGGUUGAGAGGAGCUUUGGUAUCACUGGUGAGGUGGCUCAGCAGGUAAUGCAGUGCUGCAUGUUGAACGCUGCUAUGGAUAGGGAACAGAUAAGGAGAGGUGAGGAGCCAGCUGAAGGUAGAACUGCAAGACAAGAAGAAGCCAAUAAUGAAAGAGAAGAUGAAAUAAGAAGAAUUGAUGAAAAUGAAAGAACAGAAGGCACUGGAAGGGAAACUGAAACAAAAAUACCUACAUGUAAUGAAAAUGGAUCCACAGACGCAGUAGGAGGGGCAGAGGAAAUCAGAACAGGAACUGAAACAGGAAGUGUUGAAGCAGACAAAAUUGGAAAAGUAGCAGGCGAAACAACUGAAAUAGAAAAUGCAGAUGAGAUUGGAAGAGUAGAAGUAUUUACAAAGGGAAGCGAAACAGAGGGAACUGAUGAAAUAAGAGGAAAUGAAAUUGGACAACCAGAUGGAAUAGGCAAAAGAUCCGAAACUGAUAACUCAUACAAAAUGAGAGAAAGUAACAAUCUUGGGAGAGCAGAUGAAAAUGGAGAAGAUGAAGGAGGAAUAGAAGAAGAUUAUAUGACAAUGCCUGAUCUAAUUAGGAAAGAAGAUGAAAGUUGUAAAGUAAAAGAAGAGGAUGAAAAUGAAAGCCAAGUCCGGAGUUAUACAGAAAGAUCAGACAACUCAAAGGACAUGGAAGAAACUGGUAAAGAAAGGGAGGCAAGACCAGUUGAUGAAAAUUAUGAUUCCUUUGGAAAUCAAGAAAUAGAAGAAAGAGGUGUCAACAAAGCUGAACGUGAGGACAACAUUAGGCGUGCUGAUGAACUUUCAGUUGUAGAUAUAGAUGAUAGUGGAAUUCAUGAUGAAAGUGGAACUAAAGCUGAAGAUGAGAUCAUAUACAUUAGUACUGAUUAUUCCAGCAGUGGAGAGGAAUAUGAAAGCACAGAGAAAAUUGGAGAGAAACAGAACAUUGAAAGGGAAAGUAUGCUAGAAAUUCAGUCUGCAGAUAAAAGGGAAAGUGCAGGUGAAGAUUAUUCUAAACAUGCUGCUCCUGUGGGCCCUAGGUUUGAGAGUUCACACCAUGAAGACCUGAUGAAAUUUGUUACUAAAAUAAAACUUCCUCUUCAGAGUUUAGCUCAGCAACAAGAAUUCUAUGACUCGACCAAACACAAUCUUCAUCAGGAUGUUGCCUCUUGCUCAUCGACAGGCAUCUCAAGUGAUCUUGGAAUUCAAGAACAGACUCUGCCAGCGAGUAGAUCUACCCUGGUAGGGAAUUUUGGAAUACCAUCCCAACAUGUUGCAAAACAUAACAUGCGAGAUGUUGUUGAGCUAUCCCAAAGAAGAAAUAAAACUUGCGAUGACAGCAGUAAUGAGGAACAAGAUAAGAAGAGAAAGUCAAGGUACAGCAGGUUUACUAGCGAGAAGGAACAAACUUCCCAGGAUGGUCUGGUACAGGACGGUCAUGCCAUCGACACUGAGCCUUCACAAACAGAACAGCAAUUUGGUCAACCACUUAACACCAGCACUUGCUGUGUCCCUAAAAUGGGGAGUCAUAUAAAUUUACCAACAGAAGUUGGCAUCAUUUACAGAAGGAAAUCUGGAGUAAUAAAACUUGGGCCUCAUAAAGUGCAUCAAGAUGAUGAGACUGUCAUGGAGGGCAAGAGCUGUAAUGCUGAAGCUUCUCAUGAGCAGAACAAGAACACAACAGUUGAUCAUCAAAACAAGGAAAAAGAAAAUGAUUUGAGACAAUUCCUUACACCCCGCAACUCUGACGGAAGAAGUGAAGCCUUUAAACGUCUUCCUCUUAACUUAAAAUCACGGCUUGGACCAAAUCCAAAUCUAAGUUUGGAAAAGGCACCAGCUUUCUAUGAAGAUAGGUUCACUGUUGCCCCAAAUUUUCAAGAUCAACAGAUGGGACACCUUUCCACUCAGAACCUCGACAGUUUUGAGACUAGAAGAAGGUCUGGACAUGGUGAUUCAUCUUUUGUCAAAGGUCCUUUGCUGCACAAUGAUUCUUUUAUUGACCCUGGAAGUAAACAUAGGGUUGAGAUUUUGCCUCAACAUCAGUGUUAUUCUUUAGGAGUAGGUGAGCAUCUAUCAUUGAGUGAAAUUUUACCAAGGCGCCUAGGACCUGAAGACUCCACAAAUGCCGCUUCCUUUUCUGAAGACUGGCAACAGCCUGAAAGAUUUCAGAUGAGCCAAUUAACAGUUCAUGGACCCAACCUACAAUCAUUGAAAUCAGGGGCUAGUCCUGGACAAAGCUCAGAAAGGAAUCUGCUACAGCAUUCCCAACCUAUGAUACCAUGUCAUGAUCUUAGGAGAAAUAAAGAAAGGGGGAAGGAAGAGUUUAGUGUUCUUCAGAGACUUAGAGAAGUCAAACAAAAUAAUGGAAGAAGAGUGGGACAAAUUUGUAAGCUCAGAGGUGGCAAGCGUCAACAGAUACACCCUGUAGGUGGUCAGAGUGGCCCUCUUAAAGGGCGUAUGGCUCAGCAGUGUGGUAGUAAAAUAAAAAAUAAAGGCAUUCUAGGCAGAUGUAGGAGAAGAGGAGGUAGAGGUAGAAAGAAGAGAAGAUCAAAUUUUGUUGGAGCCAACAGAUGUCAGGAAGAUGGCACCAAAGAUGAAGACAGGCGUGAAAUUUUUCAUCAUGUGGAGGAGAUCAUCAAUGAUAGAUCAUUUGUCAGUCCUGCUGAUUGGCCCCCAAGUUUAAAGGAUUAUGUCCAGAGAGCGUUUAAUUCUUGCCAGAAUGAAUCAGAGAAGGACAAAGUGGAGUCCCACCUUAAGAAGAUCCUGACAGAGGCUCACAGUCAGGGUACAGUCAUGACCAAGGAUUGGAGUCUUGAGCCCCUCCCACUGUCCCCGCACCCCAGUCCUUCUCCCAAGUCUCCCAAUGACCACCCCGAAGCUCCCUGGAGCGCAAGCCGCAACCAGGAGAACUCUCCCCGCUACGGCAGCAGUAAUUAUGCUGACAUGUCGCAGCAGGGGUUGGGUCGGGGGCGUGGACGAGGGCGUGGCCAGUGGAAUAAGAAUCAGGAGAACCAACAGAGCAGGUAUCCUGCCCGUGUGGCCUCUCCCGCUAAGGGUCGCCAUGGCCGUAAGAUCUUUGGAUUCUCCAGAGACUACAGCAGUGACAGUGAUAGCUCUUUCAGCAGGUCCAGGUCCAGGUCUAGGUCUAGGUCAAGAAGUCCCGGACGUCACAGGUCUCCCCCUUCACGUUCCCGUAGGAGAAACCGGAGAUACAGAGAUGAAAGGGAAAGAAGCCCUAGGGAUAGGAGCCGUGAGAGAGACUAUGUUCCGCUGUCUGCUGAUAGAAAGGAGAAGGGCAAAGGUCGCGGUCGUGGUAGGGGCAGAGGUCGGGGAAGGAAGAGUGAAGAGCCAGAAGUUAACAGAAAGAAUGAAAGAACACCAGGAAAGAAAGGACAGAAAGGGAAGAAUAAGAAUGUAGGUAAUGUAAACUAUGCAGAUGAUAGAGAGCGUACGAUGCGCAUGCAGAAGCGUGCAGCAAGAUUCCAGGAUAUGCUUGGUGAAGAUGACAGUCCUGCAAGUGGCAAGAAACAAAGAACUCAGAAACUUUCCCUCCAGAUAAAUGAAGACUUGACUGGAGAAGGUGAUGAUGUUGAAUGGUCAAUGGAACCCAUCGUAGGGACUAGUCAAGAAGAGUGGAAACAGUACCUCAGGCUCACUACAGCCCCAGACCCAUCUCAGGUAAGACCAAUCUCAGUCCUCCGCAAGUCUUUGGUGAAGGUCAAAGACCGAUGGAAGGAGAAGCAGGACUAUCCAUUCGUCUGCGAGCAACUCAAAUCUAUUAGGCAGGAUCUAACGAUCCAGUGCAUCAGGAAUGAAUUCUCAGUUGAAGUGUAUGAAACCCAUGGAAGGAUAGCACUCGAGAAGAGAGAUGUACCUGAAUUCAACCAGUGCCAGACCCAGCUGAAAGCUCUCUACAGUGAAGGGAUUCCAGGCAACAUCCAUGAGUUCCAGGCGUACCGUAUACUGUAUUACAUCAGUAUGGAGAAUACUAUGGAAAUGAACACUGCCCUCGCGACCCUCAAACCUGAAUCCCGACAGGAUCCCCUGGUAAAGCACGCCCUGGAGCUACGCUCCGCCUGGGCCAUGUCAGACUAUCAUAAGUUUUUCAAGUUAUAUCGUACUGCCCCACGCAUGGGGUCUUAUGUCAUUGAUAUGUUUAUAGCACGCGAGCGGAAGGCGGCAAUCAAGACCAUUGUCAAAUCGUUUCGGCCAAUGGUGUCAGUAGAGUAUGUGGCGAACAGUCUAGCUUUUGACAGCAACGAGGAAUGCAUUGAAUUCCUCACCGAACUGGGCACUAUAGUUUUGAAUGCAGAUAGGACUAAAGUGGACUGCAAACAGAGCACCACAGCCAUGACCGCUGCUGCAGCUAGUUAGAAAUACAGCAUAGUGUGAUAGAACACAAAAUCCAAAGACUUUAACAUUGAUCUAUCAAACCAAAAAUUGAAUUGAAGAAAAAGUUGUUGGUAGAGAUGACUGGCCACUGACAUCUUGAUGUUUGGAGAACUUUUUGAGAGGAAACAUCAGCCAAUGGGCAUUAUAUGUAUCAUAGCCAUUCUAUUACAUUAUGAAAAGAUGUAUCAGAAGUUGAAUCACAGAUGUUUAAUCUCAAAUGUCAGUAGUUAGCAGAUUGUCUCAGUGGAUAGGAAAUGGGGAUGGACCCUGUGCAAAACCCAUGGGAUUUACAGAUUUCAGUAGUAUAUGGGUUGAAAAAAAGAAAACUAAAUUGCUGAAAUAAAAAGUGGCCACAUGUCAUGAUUCCCCCUUAUGCAAAGACAUGAUCAGUAGAACAUUGUCCAUACAAUUUAGCAGAUGAUUUCUAACAAUUUUAGAACUUUAUUGUCAUUUGGGAUUCUGUUUGAUGCUUCAUGACAUUUCCUAGUUUGGUAAGGACUAGGAUACUUCCUUAUUUCACUGAUAUAGUUCAAUGCAUAAUCAUUUGCUUAUAUAUUUUAUGAACUUUCCAUACAAUAGUAUCGGAUAGGAUAUGAUCAAAUGUUUGCCCUUUUUCAAGAAACAAGAGAUCCAUCACCUUCAUUUGGUAUGAAAUGAAAUCAUAUUUCCAUUUAUGCAGAAAAGAAAUA